Molecule: messenger RNA, 1591 nt
Organism: Olea europaea var. sylvestris
Lineage: Eukaryota; Viridiplantae; Streptophyta; Magnoliopsida; Lamiales; Oleaceae
Product: F-box/kelch-repeat protein At3g23880-like
Exons: 2
Coding region: 308-1435 (375 amino acids)
Molecular function (GO): protein binding
Source: RefSeq, a predicted model, not a curated record
AAUCAAACGGGGCCUUAGUAUUAAGAAAAACAAACUACUGUUUGCUGGUGAACAAUUCGGUUGAUGCUCAAUCGAAAAUAAUAAAUUGCCGGCUAACAAUUCCGGUAGCGUUGCCUUAGUUCUUUCUUUUAGGGUGGUGGCGGGUUUGGAGGAUGAAAACGGCGGGCUUGUGGGUCUGGACUCUGUUCGGCUGCGAUAUUUGGAUAAUUGUGUGGGCUGGGCUGUGGGUUAUAGUAUAUCUAUGAUUGAAGCUGUGUGUGUUUGUACUUUGUAGGAGAACAGCAGCAAUUGACGAAGGCUAAGAAGAAUGGAUCCUGAGAAAAGAAAAGAGGAAUUUUACGUGUCGAAAGAUGUUAUGGUGGACAUCCUUUCAAGACUCCCUGUGAUAUCCCUUCUCCGAUUCAAGUCUGUAUGUACCCGAUGGCGCGACAUAAUCUCAUCCCCUUCCUUCGCCUCUCUGCACCUCAAGUGCUCUCUUUCCAAUCCCACAAGGCACUCCAUCCUUGUUCGUACGAAUUCCAAAAAAAUGUUAAUUCCCUUCGAUCCCUUGACCUAUUCUCCGUUCUCUAACUUGGAUAUUUAUUGUAAUCUUGGCUCUUUUGGCCAAAGAGUAUUGUUUGUAGGCUCAAUUAAUGGCCUCCUUUGUAUAUGUGGGAGCUCAGGUAGAUGGAUUUGUCUAUGGAAUCCUUCCACCCGGCUGUUCAAGAAAAUUGAAACUGGUAUAAAUGGGCGUUCAAGUGAUUUUUCUGUAGGAUUUGGUCAUGAUCUCAUUGCUAAUGAUUACAAGGUAGUAGUAAUUCAUAGAAGACGGAGGGUAACGAGAACUGGGGUCAAGGUGUGGUCUGCCAAUUUCGAGUCUUGGAGAGAGAUUAAAGUUGAUUGCGAUUUUACCUUCAAGCAGUGUGUUUGUGAUACAAUGGUGAAGGGAUUUGCUUAUUGGAUUGUCUGGAAUGGGCUUGGAAGUAACAGCAAAAUCCUAGUUGCUUCAUUUGACAUGAGCACUGAGGUACUGAGGCUGGUUCCUGUUCCCCAAGAUUAUUAUCAUCCCGAUCGUUUGUAUGGAUUAAUUUGGAAGGAAAAGUUUGCUUUGGCAGCAUUUGAUCGCACGAAAAUAUGUCAAGUGUGGACAAUUGAAAAUGAUAGUGUUGGGAAAGAAUCUUGGAGCAAAAAAUUCACCUUUAAACUCGACUUUGGGUUUAAUUUUUACACCAUAGACGCUGGAAACGGAAAACUUUUAUAUAAUAGAGAAAGUCGGGGACUGGUGUUUUACGACCUAGAAACCACGAAAAUGAAGACAGUUGAAAUUCGGAAAAAUAAUUAUUUGGCGUCUGGGGCUCACUACUAUGUGGAAAGUUUACUCUCAAUCAAGGGGUUUAAACGCCUUAGAGAAAAUACUAAGAAGAUGAAGCGACCAACAAUCUCACAUACUUUUUGAAAUUCUUAGAUCUUAACUAAGUUAUUGUUGGGUUUUGUCGCGAGAUAGUUUUAAUAUUUAUUCAAGACAUGUUGCUGUUGAAUGCUAGUCUAUUUACUUCUUCAUUUGUGUCUAUGGAAUUCUACAUUACAUGUAUUUCUGGUUCUUUUAUUUUUA